AUGCUCUCCAUUGGCAUCAAACUAUCCUUCGACGACUUCGCUCUGGCCUUCAAGAGGCCAGUGCCGCUGUCGAUUGGUUACAUGGCCCAGUACAUGCUCAAGCCGCUGCUGGGAGUGCUGAUCGCAAGGGUGUUCCGGAUGCCAUCCGCCUUCUUCGCUGGUUUCAUGCUUACAUGCUGCGUCUCGGGCGCGCAGCUUUCGAGCUAUGCCAGCUUCCUGGGGAAAGGAGAUGUUGCGUUGAGUAUUCUGCUCACGACCUACUCCACCAUAUCUUCGGUGAUUGUGACACCUAUUCUCACUGGUUUGUUGAUUGGUUCAGUGGUUCCGGUUAAUGGAAUUGCAAUGGCGAAAUCGAUUCUCCAGGUGGUUCUUCUGCCUGUGACAGUAGGUCUCCUUCUGAAUACCUAUGCAAAACCAGUGGUUAACGUCAUACAACCAGUGAUGCCAUUUGUUGCUAUGGUGUGCACAUCACUCUGUAUUGGGAGCCCUCUUGCUAUAAAUAGGACCAUGCUCCUCUCAUCACAAGGAUUCAUGUUACUUCUCCCCAUAGUGACUUUCCACAUUGCGGCUUUUGUUGUCGGUUACUGGGUUUCCAAGUUGCCUCAGUUGAGGCAAGAAGAGCCUGUUUGUAGGACUAUUUCAGUGUGUACUGGAAUGCAGAGCUCCACCCUAGCCGGACUUCUUGCUACGCAAUUUCUUGGAAUCAGCCAGGCAGUUCCUGCAGCAUGUUCUGUUGUUGUCAUGGCAAUAUUUGGUUUGACCCUUGCAUCGUACUGGGGAAGUGGCAUGCGAAUAAGAGACAUUCCUUCAAGAUUCUUCCCACAAGCUUCCGCUGAUAUUGUGCAAGAUAAGCAGCGGCUGAGGAUAACCUCGCCACAGAAACAACCUGCAUGGCUGCAUAUGACGGAAGGAUAA
Molecule: messenger RNA, 915 nt
Organism: Triticum turgidum subsp. durum (durum wheat)
Lineage: Eukaryota; Viridiplantae; Streptophyta; Magnoliopsida; Poales; Poaceae
Source: the annotation of a GenBank genome assembly